Molecule: messenger RNA, 639 nt
Organism: Psilocybe cubensis
Lineage: Eukaryota; Fungi; Basidiomycota; Agaricomycetes; Agaricales; Agrocybaceae
Exons: 2
Coding region: 1-639 (212 amino acids)
Source: RefSeq, a predicted model, not a curated record
AUGGCGGAAAUAUCACCUAUUCGGCAGCUUACAAUAGCCUCAAAGGGUAUCAUAAACCUCAGAAAUCCCCUACUCUUCGUGGACAACGUCAUUCCGUUCUUUGCCUCAUCUAUCACCUCCUUGACGAUCCAGUGUCUCGCCCAUGUGCCAGUGGAAAUUAUCUCGAGCUGCGUGCAUCUGACAUCUCUCGCCGUUUCCUUCACAUCUCUGACAGGUCAAUCGACUAUACAAUCUCCCGGGAUACCAACAAAGUCAAAACCUCUGCAUCAUCUACAAUUGACAAACUUUUCCUAUCAAAAUUCUAGAAUUGCGCUGGAAGUACUCCUGCGGCCGUCUUCGCAUGUGGACUUAUCCAGACUUCAAACAUUAAUAGUAUACGCGGACAAGUCGUCCUACAACAUAAUUAAGGAUCUUCUCAAAGCGUGCUCCAACGCUCUUGAGGAAUUCGCACUCCUAAGUGUAGGAGACUCAGCUUGGGUUCAAGGGAACUGGGAAAAUUUGAAUUUACAGGAAAUGUCACGUUUGCGCACGUUUCGCUUUCAUCCCCCCUUUGCAAAUGGACCUGCUCGCGUUGUGACGAGGGACCCCGGCUCAGAUAAACCUUGGGGGGCAGUUACGGAUUAUAUUCCUCGCUCAUAG